Hippocampus comes (tiger tail seahorse) is the source of this 955-nucleotide messenger RNA. It is a transcript of the gene prima1, whose product is annotated as proline rich membrane anchor 1. The transcript is spliced from 4 exons. Bases 325 to 834 code for a protein of 169 amino acids. Lineage: Eukaryota; Metazoa; Chordata; Actinopteri; Syngnathiformes; Syngnathidae. The record is from RefSeq and is a predicted model, not a curated record.
GUGGCCCAUUUGCACUGCUGCUGGCAGCCGAGGAAGGGAUCAUGUAAGGCAUCGCGCAGACUCCCCCGCCCAAAAAAAAAAAAAACCCUAAAACAACAACAACAACAACAUAAACCAGAUUUCAAAGCGAGGGAAAGAGCAACUUUAGAGAUGUGGAUCUAUUUGGGUGAUUCGCUGCUCCUCGUGCCACCGGCUCGCCCCGUCCUACGCUGUCGACACCGGUACUAUUGCAUCGCCGCCGAUUUGGACUAGGAUCCCGCCCGGUGGAGGAGGAGGAGGAGGAGGAAGGUGCUGUCCCGAACACUUGACGCCCGUGCUGUAUGGAUGCUGCAUCCGUUCGGAUCGCCGAGAAGAGCGCCAAUGGGAAUGCCGCUCCAAGAUCUCAUGCCAUUCACUUUAAGUUGUUGGCCUCUCCUCUUGGCUCACUGCCUUCUCUCGCUGCUCUUACUCACAUGUCAGGGAGAACUCCAGAGGCCAUGCUCGCAGACCGUGGCAGAGAAAGUUAGCCAACAGUGCCAGCUGGCGUGCCACUGUAGAAGAUACCCUCCACUUCCCCCACCGCCACCUCCCCCGCCUCCCCCACGGCUAUUGGGCACCAUAGCGGCAGAACCAAUGGUGCCCUUGGUGAGACCCUGGUGGACAGACAUGGACUUUAUAGUGCUGGGAAUAGUGGGCUGUGCCUCGGCACUCUUCCUUCUCUCAGCCAUCAUCAUUUGCUACAAGGCCAUCAAGAGGAAACCGCUACGUAAGGAAGAGAACGGGACAAGUCGCGGGGAAUACGCUAUGAGCAUCCGCACCAAGAAGGCCAUGGGUACAAACAACACUGUGGUAUAGACUUGACUCCAGCUCGGAACAGGAAGUGACAGCAUUCGUCAUCUUUCAGGCCCACCCCCUUUUCCUCAGUGACCCCCUUCUCACCCAGAAUGCAACAGAGUUGCAGGAAACCCCUCCUUCU